GUUAGACUUUUUUUUUAUAAAAAAAAUUUCAACGCGUGUCAAUCAAGAUGGCUUUGCGUGUACCAAAGAGCACUUUGCCCCAACUCUUCAAGGAGGGCUACAAGUUCCAGCAAGGUGUUGAUGAAGCAGUGAUGCGCAACAUCGAGGCUACUCAUGAGCUUUCCGAAGUCGUCCGUACAUCAAUGGGACCUAAUGGUCGCAACAAGAUGAUCAUCAACCAUCUGGAGAAACUUUUCGUGACCAAUGAUGCCGCAACCAUCAUCCGUGAAUUGGAUGUUGUCCAUCCUGCCGCCAAACUUUUGGUCAUGGCUUCCCAGCAGCAGGAAUCAGAGAUUGGCGACAACACCAACUUUGUCAUUGUCUUGGCCGGUGCUCUUUUGCAAAAGGCUGAGCAUCUCUUGAGAUUAGGUCUUCAUCCCUCCGAAAUUGUUCAAGGAUUUGAAUUGGCUAGAGACCGUGCUUUGGCUAUUAUUGAAGAACUUUCCGUUGACAAGAUCGAAACUCUUUCUAACAAGGAAAACCUUUUGAAGAUCACCAAGGCCGCCAUUGCUUCCAAGCAAUACGGUCACGAAGAGCUCUUGUCUGGCCUUGUCACCGAGGCUGCCUUGAGCAUUAUGCCCAAGAACCAAAGAGACUUUAACGUUGACAACAUUCGUGUUGUCAAGGUUAUGGGUUCUAGCAUUUACGAGUCUCGUGUCGUUCGCGGUAUGGUCUUUGGUCGUGAACCGGAAGGUACCAUCCAGAAUGUCAAGAAGGCCAAGGUUGCUGUCUUUACCUGCCCUCUCGACAUCACCCAGACCGAGACCAAGGGUACUGUUCUGAUCCAUAAUGCCAAGGAGAUGCUCGACUUUAGCAAGGAUGAGGAGAAGCACAUUGAAAAGAUCUUUAAAGAAUUGUCUGAUGCUGGUGUGAAUGUUGUUGUUACUGGCAACGGUAUCGGAGAGCUCGCCCUUCACUACUUGAACCGUUUCAACAUUAUGGCCAUCAAGGUCCUUUCCAAGUUUGACAUCCGCCGUUUGUGCCGCGUUGUUGGUGCCACUGCCCUUGCUCGCUUGGGUGCCCCCAUGCCCGAGGAGAUGGGUUACUGUGAUAUUGUGGAGACCGUUGAGAUUGGUAGUGACCGUGUAACUGUCUUCCGUCAGGAGCAGUCCGAGGUGUCUCGCACAGCCACCAUUGUUAUCCGUGGUGCCACUCAGAACCACAUGGACGACAUUGAGCGUGCUAUUGACGACGGUGUGAACAUCAUCAAGGCUUGUGCUCGUGACGGCCGUCUGUUGGCUGGUGCUGGUGCUGUUGAGAUGGAGUUGAACAAGCGUCUUCAGAACGUUGCUGCAAAGACCCCGGGUCUCAACCAGCAUGCUAUCAAGAAGUUUGCCGAGGCUCUUGAGGUUGUUCCUCGCACUUUGUGUGAGAAUGCAGGCAUGGAUGCUGUCGCAGUUUUGUCUAGACUCUAUGCUGCACAUUACCAGGAAGGUGACAAGGGUAACAGCAUUGGCGUUGAUGUUGAGAAUGAGAACGACGGUACAUUGGAUGCUACCAAGGCCGGUAUUUACGACACAGUUGCUGGCAAACAGCUUGCAUUGAAGUUGGCUUCUGACACAGCGAUAACAGUUCUCAGAGUAGAUCAGAUCAUCAUGUCCAAGCCUGCAGGUGGCCCUAAGCCCCCUAAGAACCAGGGUCAUUGGGAUGAAGACUAAAUUUAGAUCUUUAUCAUACAGAAACAAAAGAAAACAACAGUAACGAUAUAAAUAACAUAAUAAUAAAGAAUAACAACAAAAAAAUAAUAUAUAACAUAUAUAUAUAUAUAUAUAUAUAUUGCAUAUAAUUUAGGGAAUUUUCAUUUCUUUAUUUUAUUUUAUUUUAGAUUGUAUUAUUGGUUAAUUGGAUCUUAUUGUUCUCUGUACAUAUUAAGUUCAUAUCUCAAGCUAGCCAAUUCCACCUCUUUAGCCUCCAACUCAUGAGCAGCAUUCUACAAGAUGUGUGUGCAUACAAUCAUUAAAUCACAUUAUAUUAUAUUAU
Phycomyces blakesleeanus NRRL 1555(-) is the source of this 2019-nucleotide messenger RNA. RefSeq lists its product as hypothetical. Gene Ontology annotation, molecular function: ATP-dependent protein folding chaperone; ATP binding; ATP hydrolysis activity. Gene Ontology annotation, biological process: protein folding. Lineage: Eukaryota; Fungi; Mucoromycota; Mucoromycetes; Mucorales; Phycomycetaceae. The coding region runs from base 48 to 1697 and encodes 549 amino acids. Gene Ontology annotation, cellular component: chaperonin-containing T-complex. The record is from RefSeq and is a predicted model, not a curated record. The transcript is spliced from 8 exons.